GUCACCAAAAUCAGGAAACUAAGGGUUGCUAUUAAUACAACUGAACAAAGAGCUGUAGCUGGUGAAAGCUAAUAUAGUCUCAGUUGAAGAGGAAAGGCGCUUAAGUUGACUUCAGAAACCAAAAGGACAUGCUUGGGAUGCUCCUUGUGGUGUGAUUUUGUGCACUUUUGAGGCUUCACAACCAUGGAAGAACCCGUCUCGAGUACUGAAUUAGCUAAUCCUGAAUCAUUCUCAGCAGAUGAGCUGUUAAUUCUGCACACGCCUGAUGCACAGGAAUGGGCGACGUAUUUGCAGCAGAUUUUGAACUGCUCCAAAAAAUUCCACAAAAGCUCUAUUUUGCUCCAUGCAGUCAGCCCAGAUGAUCAGCUUCAUGGAUAUAACUAUGAAUACUUCCAAAGCUGCAAGUGUAUUGUGCUGCUCCUCUCGGGAGCAUUGCUGGACAUGCUCUGUGACCAUGAGCUUCUGGGAGCUCUUCAGACACUCCUUUACCCCCCACACAGAGUGGUGGCACUGCUGUGUGGAGUGACGGAGGACGACAUAUUAAUGGAGUGCUUCGAAGACUGGCCAAGCUGGAGAAAACUCUCUGCUGAGGACGAGCCUGCUGUCUACGUUUCCACCAUUUUGGAGUCCAUCAGUGACAGCAUACAAGUGGAGGCUGAAUAUGAGAGCGAAGCUACAGCUGCAGAAACAGCCGAAGAGUUGCACAACGAGGCAGCCUCUUCAACUGAAAAUCCCACCACUGAUGAAAAUGAGGAAGUGGUGUCAGAAGAGCAAAAAGAAACUGUCCUAGAGGAUGAAGAACCAGUGAGCACGGGGAAUUCAACAAGUGAGGAAAUUAGUACACCCACGCAUCUCACCUGUCUCACCGUUCAACCAAACAGAGUUCUGUGCGGGAAAUGUGAGACACUCUUUAUCAUUUUCACGCACAAAGUAGAUGAUCAGUCGCUACCAGAGGUGGAGUUUUCGUCUGAAAAUGUAGCAGGAAAAAGGGUCCCAGCCACUGUGGAGAAUGAAUACACUAUCAGUGUAACUGCACCUGAAAUGCCUGCUGGAGAUGUUUCGCUCACCAUGUACACGGACCAAUCCUGUGUCAGCUUGAUGCCUGUUACAUAUUAUACCAAUAUGGGAGAAGUCAGUCGGUAUCUUGAAAACGCUGCUGAUCCUGUUAACUUUAUCUGCCAGGCCUUCAACUUGACAUCCAACGCAACAGAAUCACUGGACAGAAUGCUAACUGACUCGUUAAAAUCCAAGAUACCUGCAACUGGUCUUCAGCUGUUUGGAAUCAGGCAGAUUGAAGAAGACAAUAUGGCGACAUACCAGCGUGAUGACGAGCUUCCUACGCUGCUCCACUUUGCUGCUAAGUAUGGCUUGAAGAAGCUGACAACCAUUCUUCUUCAGUGUCCUGGGGCUCUGCAGGCUUACAGCGUGAUGAACAAAUAUGGAGACUACCCAAACACGCUGGCAGAGAAGAGUGGCUUCUCUGAUCUCAGACAGUUCAUGGAUGAAUUUGUUGAGACAGCAGACAUGCUCAAGUGUCACUUUGAGGACUCCAUCAACACAGACGAGAGUGCAGAGGUGUAUGAGUUGAUGUCAACUAACUCUCAAGAUAUCAUGAUGAAGUACUCAGGUUGCUCAGAGGAUAUAUAUGAGUCAAUGCUGGGGAUUGACCCUGAAUGUGCAGAGGACCUUUAUGAGGUGAUGAGUGCAGUAGACGAGAACCCUGAGGAAGCGAUGCUUAGGAAGUUCUUCCAAGCUAAACCACAAGCCAGUUUAAACCCAGACAACGAGUACUUUAAAAGUGAGGAAGCGGAAAAAGAAGAUCAUACUGACUUAGAUCUGAUUGAAGAAGAGGAGGAUCCAUACAACCUCUGCCCAGAGGAUAUCUACGAUACUGUAGAUGAAAACAGUACCUAUAACCCAGUAAUCCUGAACCGUCCACCAGCCCCCAUCCCCAGACCUGAGACCGAGUCUGAGCCAGAAAAGCCUAUGAUCUCUAGAGUAUUUUCAGAUAGAGGUACCUCUGAUGGAAGUACAACGAUGGAAAUGGGAUAUCCUGCAGUUGUGCCUGUGGCGGAGCCCAGCUCUCCUGUUUAUGACCCCUAUGCUGGGAUGAAGACACCUGGACAAAGACAGCUCAUAUCUCUGCAGGAGAGGGUAAAAGUGGGGGAAAUUACUGUGAAUGAGGCCGUCCAAGAGUUCAAGGCCUGGCAGUUUGACCAUGAGCGGAGGGCCAACUCCAUACGCUAUCAGCAGGAAAAUCUCAAAAAAUUACGGGACAGCAUCACCAGGCGUCACAAAGACAGACAGAAGACAGGAAAGGAGAUUGAUUAUGAGAUCAGUGCUCCGAUGCAGAGGAACUUAUACUGGGGCUCCAAGGUGACUUUAGAGUGCUCUGUGUACGAACCAGCACCUAGAACGGUGGCUCCGCCUCCCCCUCCGGUCGCUCAGGCUAUCCAGAGAAGCACCUGGAAGACAGGUAGCACCUCAAGCACGUCUAGUACAGAGAGCAACAGACUCAGCACUCACAGCACUUUUAGUUUCAGCAGCGGGACCGAGCCCGACUUUGAGGACGCAUUAGAAAAUGUCCCUCCGCCACCAAGACCUCCACGGCCGUCUGAUUCUGCAUCAGUCAUCACUCCACCCAGGAUUCCUCCACGAGUCCCAGAACGGGUGCCAGAGAAGAUGCUGAACGAGCGCUACAUAUCCUGCCCAACCCGAGCACUUCCUAAAAGACCAACUCAAAGACACAUGAACUCAGCACCCCCCGUGCCUCGCCGCCUGCGGUGAUAGACACAAGUCUGCUCUUGCUGGGUGUAGUUUCUAAAGUUAUUCUUGUGUUUUUAAGAUGAAUGAAAGAGUUGGAAAAAAAAAGCCAGUGACUUCCUCUGCAAACAAUUAUUUUUGCUUUUAUUCAUUUUAUGUAUCAGAAUCUGUUCCCAUAACAUUUCACUGUGUGUGUGUUGGUUGUGUUGAGAGAGAGAGAGAGAGAGAGAGAGAGUGAUGUUUAUGUUGUGGUAUGUUUUUCAGUGUGAUAUUUUUUACUUGUACUUACUCCGGGACAAUUAAACAAUUUACCGUGAUAAAAGUAUACCGACCAGAAGAUAUUACAAGUUUAGAGUAUUUUCGUUUGUUGUUGAAAAAAGAGAAAUAAUAAGUUUUGUCUUUAUUAUGAUAUUUAAACAUGGUUGUUGGUGGGUCUGCUGUAAAGUUAGCAGUGACGUUGUUGUUCAGCUCACCAACGAAAUGUAUGAUUGUGUUAUUAAGUGCUUAAUUGAUUAGUUGUUAUGACAUUGUGUUCUACUUAUUUUACCUCAAAUAAUGUCAGCAUUAUAAUUCUUAAAGAACUUCCAAGUUUAUUCUGUAAUUUCUUUCUUAAAUUUGGAGAAUUCUUGCAUGGAUGGUAAAAUAACCUUUAGAAAGUGCCUUUAGACCUAAUGUAACUUCUGAAUUUUUUAAUGAAAUAUAUAAAUAUGUUCCCUUUAUACACUUUGAAUGUGU
This is a messenger RNA of Morone saxatilis (striped sea-bass), 3498 nucleotides long. It is a transcript of the gene pik3ap1, whose product is annotated as phosphoinositide-3-kinase adaptor protein 1. Lineage: Eukaryota; Metazoa; Chordata; Actinopteri; Moronidae. Gene Ontology annotation, molecular function: signaling receptor binding; phosphatidylinositol 3-kinase regulatory subunit binding. Gene Ontology annotation, cellular component: cytosol. The record is from RefSeq and is a predicted model, not a curated record. The coding region runs from base 184 to 2787 and encodes 867 amino acids. The transcript has 17 exons.